Messenger RNA from Parasteatoda tepidariorum (common house spider), 2064 nucleotides. RefSeq names its product protein Wnt-4. The record is from RefSeq and is a predicted model, not a curated record. Gene Ontology annotation, cellular component: extracellular region. Gene Ontology annotation, molecular function: cytokine activity; frizzled binding. NCBI's taxonomy places the organism in Eukaryota, Metazoa, Arthropoda, Arachnida, Araneae, Theridiidae. Gene Ontology annotation, biological process: neuron differentiation; cell fate commitment; canonical Wnt signaling pathway.
AUUCGAAAAAAGAAAACUUGGACAGGAUUCUGAGCUCUUAUUGGUUGGCCGUCAGGGGUGGAGCAAAAAAAAAUUCCUCUCCUUCUAUCCUUUUCCACAUGGAUCUUACUUAUCGUUUGGGAAGUGUGGAUGGAACACAUGAGAUGCGGUCUCAUUCACCUUGCCGUUUGUUCCACGCUGACUGAUGGUCAAUCAUGUGUUCUUGAAUGAGUUGAUGUUUUUGGUAGUGGUUUUUUCUUGAAGUGGUGAAAGAUGACCAUUCUUUGGUUAAAUAUUUUACUCCUUUUGUUGCUUUUGCCGGAAGGUCUUGCUAUAAAAUGGAUGUCACUUCUUCACUCGGCAUCAGUGGCACACAUAGAGAAGACAGAUCAGUGUGACAACUUAGUCGGACUGACAAAACGACAGAUCAAAAUCUGCAAGAAGAAUCUCGAGAUCAUGGAGUCCGUACGCGUCGGUGCUCAACUGUCUGUCGCAGAAUGCCAGUGGCAAUUCAGGACGAGAAGGUGGAAUUGCAGCACCGUCAAUGGAACAAAGAUAUUCGGAAAAGUACUUAGUGAUGGUACAAGAGAAGCAGCAUUUGUGCAUGCCAUUUCUGCAGCAGGCGUUGCACAUACUGUCACACGUUCCUGCAGCAGUGGUUCCCUGGGUCGAUGUGGUUGUGAUAGGACGGUGAGGGGAUUUUCUCCCGAUGGUUUCCAAUGGUCUGGAUGCUCUGACAAUGUGGCAUAUGGCACAGCUUUCUCAAAGAGUUUCGUCGAUGCUAGAGAUUUAAAAGCAGCUCGUGGCCAUGGAAAUGCCAGGGCACUGAUGAACCUGCACAAUAACGAGGCUGGUAGAAAGGUUAUUGAAUAUAACAUGAAAGUGGAAUGCAAAUGCCAUGGUGUAUCAGGCUCUUGCGAAACCAAGACGUGUUGGAGGGCAUUGCCAAAAUUUCGACUCGUUGGUUCCAUUCUCCGAGAAAAGUUCGAUCAUGCAACUGAAGUACAACCACGAAGAUCUGGUAAACGUAGCCAAUUGGUGCCAAUGAACGCCUAUUUCAAAUACCAUUCGGAUACCGACUUGGUUUUCUUGGAUUCUUCGCCAGAUUUCUGCGAGCGGGACUCACAGAAUGAAACGCCUGGAACGUAUGGGCGACAGUGUAACAGAACUUCUAAGAAUAUUGACAGCUGUGACAGUUUGUGUUGUGGACGAGGUUUUACAAGUAAAACUGAAACUGUGAUGGAGAGAUGCGAUUGCAAGUUCUACUGGUGUUGUUUUGUGAAGUGUAGAGAAUGUGAACAAGAAGUUGAAUAUAAUUAUUGUUUAUAGAACGCAAAGAGUGACAAUUUGCCACGUGAUCUAAAAACCGUUCAGAAUGUAAAUAGUACUUACUUCAUCGUUUGCUGGAAAAACUACCGUAUUUCUCAACAAAACUGGAUAAGGUUUUCAGGGCUACAGAAGAUAAACAUUUUGCAAUGAUCUGGAUAUCGUUCAGAAAGUUUAAUCGAAAAGCCACUGACAAACCAAGACACCUUUUUCUAUGCUGAAACCUUGCUUCAUUUUACCAUGGCUUAAAAAUUCUUCAGAGUGUAAAUACUUAUUUCAACAUUUAUUGGUAGUAUUAAGGGAUUGACAAUCUAAUCAAGAUAAUGCUUACGAGAGAUAUCUUGCCAGGACCUGAAAACUGUUUAGGAUGUAAAUAUUUAUUUCAACAUUUGUUGGAAAAUCGUAGGAUUUUUUGACAACUUAGGAUGCUUUCUCUUGAUGCGCGAAGUGCGUCACUUUAAAAUGACCCGAAAACUGUUUAGAGUGUAAAUACUUAUUCAAACGUUUGUUGGUAAAACUGUUUAACUUUUUGACAACCUGAGCUAGUUUUUUUUUUUCAGGGCUAUAUGGAAUUUUGUAUACAAUUGGUACAAUGCAGCUUCUAAUUCCAAUUACUUACAUGCAUUUUCCAAGUUGUGUACAAAGCUUAGAGUUUUUAACUUCUUUCUGGAAUGGUUGUGAGAAAUAACUGUAAUAUUUAAUAGGUCUCUGUACUUAAGACUUAAAGUUAUUUUAACAACAUUUUAAUUCUUUUUUUCU